GUAUCCAUGCCAUCAUCUCUUGGUAGUGAUGAGAAAGUUACUCUCCAUCUUUGCUCACUAUGUCAGCGUCAAGUGGCUGGAGAGGAUGCUUGUGCCGUUGGAGUAGUCAACAAGCCCUACGAGUGCGUUUUAUGCUUUGGACUUCUCGAUCCGGACUACAUUAGUGAAGUUGCGGAGGCUGUAAAGGUAAAGCUCAAAGAAUCACCUUAUGACGCCACCGCUUGCACACUGGCGCUUAACUUGCCAGUUUCACAAGUUCUUCGGGAAGUGGUUAUAAAACGGUCAAGGGCUGACCUUUCCGGAACAUUGGUUUCUGUUCCAUACAAGAUUCGGAAUAUCGAUGCUUAUCUGCCGAAACUUCGUGAGAAUAUUUGUUUUGUUGCUAAAAGAAUCUUUCAGGCGUCAGGAUUGCGAUUUGCUCUCGGUACUGACCUCCAAUUAAGUAUCACGUUUGAAAAUAACGAAUUUAGUGACUCCGACACAAAGUUCCUUGUUAAGUACUUUCCCGAUUACUUCGAAGCAGGUAGAAAACGAAAGCAUUCUGAUUCUCAUCCCUGUACAAAAGUGAGAGUGGAGCAGAUAUUGAAGCAGAUAAAGGAGGAUGUUGCUAAGAACUACAAUCUCUCAUCUCCUACACGUUCAUGUUCAUUCUCGAUAUCAUUCGAACGGGAACCGGUAAUUUUGGCUGGGCGAUAUUGCAAAUUUUCACGAUUUUUACCACAGUCUCCUUGGUCUUUCGAAGAUAAAAUGGCCCCAAGAGAGUCGGGAAACUCGGUAUCAGAAAAGAUUGUCGAUCUAAUGAAAUUGAAGUUUGGUGCUUGUGAGGCUCGGUUUAUUGCAUCGGGUAGGGAAGAUAUGGACGUACGGAUGUUGGGAGACGGCAGGCCGUUCGCUGUUGAACUACGCAACUGUCAUUUCACAAAGUCUCUUAGAGGGGAAGAAGUUGAUAAACUUAGGAUUGGAGAGGAAGAGAAGAAGAAGCAGUACGUCGCAUAUUGUUAUAGUACCCUACCUAUAUCCGAUGAACUGCUUGAAAAGGUCUUGAAGCAAGUCCCAGUUGAGCUUCUUCAGAAAACUCCUGUCAGGGUUCUUAAGAGGAGGACGUUGUUAGAACGUUCGCGAGUAAUUCACAGUAUGGAAACUCUUCGCUUAGAUAGUCACCACUUUCUUGUAAGGCCCUCACUAGCCGAUCUACUAAAUGUUUCGCAAGGCGAGCUGGAUAUUAUUGAACUUGAUGUCGAAAAGGUCGACUUAGAGUGGCCACCUAUUAAGUCCUGUCCAACAGUAUUCAGAUAA
Messenger RNA from Angiostrongylus costaricensis, 1296 nucleotides. The record is from the annotation of a GenBank genome assembly. NCBI's taxonomy places the organism in Eukaryota, Metazoa, Nematoda, Chromadorea, Rhabditida, Metastrongylidae.